CUCCCGAAGAAAAUACACUUAAAAACAGUUUUGUUUGCUAAAAACUUUAGAAAAAAAAAAUACACUUCUAACUUUGGUUUAGUUUUGUAUUAUUUCCUCACGGUUUAGCUCCGGCGAAGUAUGGUCGUAGUCUCCAACUUCCUCCUCCAUCAGAUAAUCCGUUAGAUGGAAGAAACCAAACGAAACUCCGAUCUCCUCCGCUCUCGUGUCUUCCUCUCAGGCUUCUAUUGCUGGGACUGGGAAUUUCUCACUGCUCUCUUGCUCUUUAGUUGCUGAAUCUUUCCUCCGAUUUUUCAUUUUCUCCAAUCUCCUUUCUGUCUAGAUUAUUUUUAGUGCAUCUUUUAUUAUUUUCUUUAGUUUUAAAAAAAUUCGCCGGUGAUGAUGGCGGCGCAAAGGUCGGUUCCGGCGCCGUUUUUAAGCAAAACUUACCAGCUGGUUGAUGAUCAGAGCACAGACGACGUCGUUUCAUGGAACGAAGAUGGAACAGCUUUUGUCGUGUGGAAAACAGCUGAGUUCGCUAAAGAUCUUCUUCCUCAGUACUUCAAACAUAACAACUUCUCAAGCUUCAUUCGUCAGCUCAACACUUACGGUUUCCGGAAAACAGUACCGGACAAGUGGGAGUUUGCUAACGACAACUUCCGGAGAGGACAAGAGGAACUGCUGUCGGAGAUACGGCGGCGCAAGUCGGUGAUCUCCGCGGCGGGGAAAUGCAUAGUCGUCGGUUCGCCGUCGGAGUCAAACUCGGCGGGCGAUGAUCACGGUUCUAGCUCCACGUCAUCGCCAGGGUCGAAGCACCCGGGGUCGGUGGAGAACAUGGUGGCUGACUUAUCCGGGGAGAACGAGAAGCUGAAAAGAGAGAACAGCAGUUUGAGCUCGGAGCUGGCGGCGGCGAAGAGGCAGCGCGACGAGCUCGUGGCGUUCUUGACCGAGCAGAUGAAAGUGGGACCGGAGCAGAUCGAACGGAUGAUCAAAGGAGGGAGGAAGUUCAAACCGGCGGUGGAGGAGGAAGAGAGCGACUGCGAAGGCUGCGGCGGAGACGGUGGAGCCGCCGUGGAGGAAGAGAAGGGGGUGGUAGGUGAAGGUUUGAAACUGUUUGGGGUUUGGGUGAAAGGAGAGAGAAAGAAGAGGGGCCGGGAUGAGAAGAAUUUCUUGGUGGGUGGGUCCCAUAUGACGGAGGUAAAGAACGUGGACUUUCACGCGCCGUUGUGGAAGAGCAGCAAAGUCUGCAACUGAUAAAGACUUCUAGAUACUUGUUCAUACAAACGUGUGACACGUCAUUGACGAAAGAAAAAAAGAGAAAGCUGAAGUUUUAAUGAUUUUUAAUAAUUUUCCGUAAGGAAGAUUAGUGUUUUAUUUUUAUGUUUAAAAUGGAUUUUUAUGUAAUAUGUACUUUAUUAGUGUAUUAAGUUUGAAAAAAAAUAAGACACGUUUCAGAUUUUUA
Messenger RNA from Brassica napus (rape), 1441 nucleotides. Its product is annotated as heat stress transcription factor B-1. Lineage: Eukaryota; Viridiplantae; Streptophyta; Magnoliopsida; Brassicales; Brassicaceae. The transcript has 2 exons. Gene Ontology annotation, biological process: regulation of transcription by RNA polymerase II. The record is from RefSeq and is a predicted model, not a curated record. Gene Ontology annotation, cellular component: nucleus. Bases 379 to 1233 code for a protein of 284 amino acids. Gene Ontology annotation, molecular function: RNA polymerase II cis-regulatory region sequence-specific DNA binding; DNA-binding transcription factor activity.